This is a messenger RNA of Exaiptasia diaphana, 1658 nucleotides long. Its product is annotated as isovaleryl-CoA dehydrogenase, mitochondrial. The transcript is spliced from 12 exons. Gene Ontology annotation, molecular function: flavin adenine dinucleotide binding; 3-methylbutanoyl-CoA dehydrogenase activity. Gene Ontology annotation, cellular component: mitochondrion. Bases 79 to 1254 code for a protein of 391 amino acids. Gene Ontology annotation, biological process: L-leucine catabolic process. Lineage: Eukaryota; Metazoa; Cnidaria; Anthozoa; Actiniaria; Aiptasiidae. The record is from RefSeq and is a predicted model, not a curated record.
GCGGCUCGCUUGUGCUCUCUUAGAACAGGCCUGAAAAGGCUGCUGUUUUCUGGACCCAAACGAGUUAGUUUACGACAAAUGUCUCUGGCAGURGAUGACCAAGUAUUUGGACUUUCAGAUCAUGAAAGACAUUUGAGAGAGGCGUCAUACAACUUUUUCCAGAAAGAAUUAGCUCCAUAUGCAGAUCAGAUUGAUAAAGAAAACGAAUUUUCUCAAAUGAGGGAGUUCUGGAAAAAACUUGGUGACAUGGGAUAUUUGGGUAUAACAGCUCCAGAGGAAUAUGGUGGAAGUGCAAGUGGAUUUUUUGACCACUGUAUCAUUUGUGAGGAAAUGUCAAGGGCAUCUGCCUCCAUUGCUCUUAGUUAUGGCGCACACUCCAACUUAUGUGUAAAUCAAAUUGUUCGACAUGGCAACAAUAUGCAGAAAGAAAAGUACUUACCAAAGCUUAUCAGUGGAGAAUAUGUUGGAGCUCUUGCAAUGAGUGAACAUAACGCUGGAUCAGAUGUAGUGUCGAUGAAGUUAAAAGCAGAGAAAGAUGGUGAUCACUAUAUCCUCAAUGGUUCAAAAUUCUGGAUAACUAAUGGACCUGAUGCAGAUGUCCUGGUCGUCUAUGCCAAGACUGGUGAUGGCAGACCAGAACAUUCUAUAACAACAUUCCUGAUAGAAAAGGGGAUGGCAGGAUUUAGCACCAGCCCAAAGCUUGAUAAGUUGGGAAUGAGAGGUUCAAACACUUGUGAACUUGUUUUUGAAGAUUGCAGAGUACCAGCUGAAAAUGUUAUGGGAGAAUUGAAUAAAGGUGUUUAUAUUUUGAUGAGUGGACUAGAUGUUGAAAGACUUGUCCUUGCUGCUGGACCACUAGGAAUCAUGCAAGCUGCUUUAGAUAUAACUGUUCCUUAUGUACACCAAAGAACUGCUUUCAAUCARAAAAUUGGAGAAUUUCAGUUUAUACAAGGAAAGAUGGCUGACAUGUAUACCAAGCUCAGUGCCUGCAGAAGYUAUGUGUAUUCAGUUGCAAGGGCUUGUGAUGAAGGACAUAUUAACUCAAAGGACUGUGCWGGAGUGAUUUUGUACUCAGCAGAAAAUGCAACCCAAGUUGCUCUAGAUGCUAUACAGUGUUUAGGUGGCAAUGGGUACAUUAAUGACUACCCAACAGGCAGACUUCUUAGAGAUGCAAAGCUAUAUGAGAUCGGUGCAGGAACYAGUGAAAUCAGAAGGCUAAUCAUUGGCAGAGAUUUUAACAAACAAUUCAGAUAACAAAUAUUGUGACUGGUAAUUCAACAAUAGAUCACUUUUGAUGUUUUUGUUGACGAACCAUGCACAAAWAAUGAGAAUAAGGCUCUGGGGAAACAAUAUAUAAUCCUUUGUUUUACCAGAGCCCUUUCUCCCUSGGAGAGGCCUGGGAAAGAGCCUCAUAAUGGCUGUAAGAGGAGACUACCAGAGGCUUGUCUUUAGUUGUUUUUGCACAUGGUCAUUCAACCAGAAUAUCAAAAAGUGAACAAGGCUAUAUAAUAGUAAACAAUACAUAUGUACUUAUAGGGGGUUUUACUGGGUGCUGAUACAUCAUGUAUUCAGGAGUAUACUAAGAGGUGUUCAGCUGGCACAAAUAUCUCAAGCAUGAAAGCCAAAACCUUAAUGCUGGAAGUUUUAUCCUAUCUAUU